AUGGAAAUCUACACAUUCUAUCGCAAUUUAUCAAAGUUCGAAGAAGAGGAAGGUUACGAACGGUACGAUCAAGAACGAGGUCAUGUAUUACAACAAUUGAUUGAAAAGCGUGGUGACAUGGAUAUGAAUAAAAUCAUUGAGGUCUUAAUCAUGUUACAACGUGUUCCUAUUGGUGUGCUGAGACUAAACGAUUCUCACUGGUAUGAGAAUUUGAAAGAGUGUAGUAUUCAGGCGCAGGUUGCGAGCAUUUCGGAAUUUGACUAUUCGCACGCCAUCAUACAUCAUGUAACUCAUUUACUAUUAGACACACAGUCCAAUUUCCUGUCUGCCAAAAUUCUCAUCUCACAAGGGAAGGUCCCCAACUGUCCGAUCGCUUUCAAGCCGAAACCUAGUGGACUAUAGGUAGUCGACCAUGCUGAUUCCGAAUAUCAACAUGAGACGUGCUGCUAGGCCUCCAGAGAGGGGUUUUCCGGAAAACCAGUUUUUCAGAAACUCUAAAAAAUAACCCAAACCUUUCUUAAUGAUGCAUGAUUGUAG
Molecule: messenger RNA, 537 nt
Organism: Didymodactylos carnosus
Lineage: Eukaryota; Metazoa; Rotifera; Eurotatoria; Philodinida; Philodinidae
Source: the annotation of a GenBank genome assembly